Messenger RNA from Eruca vesicaria subsp. sativa (arugula), 624 nucleotides. The record is from the annotation of a GenBank genome assembly. Lineage: Eukaryota; Viridiplantae; Streptophyta; Magnoliopsida; Brassicales; Brassicaceae.
AUGAUCGAUCAGUUCUCCGAGUCUACUGUUUCGGCCUUUUGGAUUGGUUUUAACAAUGGUGUACCUAUCGACGAGAAGUUCUUUAUUGAGAACAUUGGUGGCAAACACAACUCUGAGAUUGCGCUAGCUCUCUUUCCUGAUGAUUUUGCUAGAGGGUUACAGUUCUGUGAGGAAAAGGAAGCUUACCGGAAACUUGUAGCAGAGAAGAUAAAGCCACUUGACGGGAUUAUAAAACUAACCAAAUGGAUAGAGGAACAUGGACUGAAACGAGCUCCAAAAGAAAACGCAGAACUCAUGAUAUCUAAACUUGGUCUGACUGAUUUCUUCCAGGCAGUGAUUCUUGGAUCUGAAUGUGAGUACCCUAAACCACACCCGGGGCCUUACUUGAAGGCUCUUGAAGUGCUUAACGUGUCAAAGGAGCAUACGCUUGUGUUCGAGGACUCGGUCUCUGGGAUAAAAGCUGGAGUAGCAGCUGGAAUGCCUGUGGUUGGACUAACUACAGGUAAUCCAGCAAGCAUGCUUAUGCAAGCAAAACCAGCUUUUCUGAUCGAGAACUAUGCGGAUCCAAAACUGUGGGCUGUGUUGGAAGAACUUGAUAACAAGGGGAGUUCUCAAAAGUCUUGA